AUGGAGGGAAAGAGACAGCUUGAGAAAAGGGACUUUGGAAAAAGGUUGUCUCUAGACAGCAGUCUUGUGGAAUACAUGGACUCCAAUAAAUACAUUGAGCAUCUUCUAACUCAGCUCGAGGAACAACACAGAAAUCUAUGGAGGGAGAAAUUGGCUGUGGCCCGGCUGCAGCGAGAAGUUGCCCAAAGAGGAAGUGAGGGGGCCAUGCAUGAGAAGCUGAUGCAUGAAUUGGAAGAGGAGAGACACUUACGUCUUCAGAGUGAGAAGCGGUUGCAGGAGGUGACACUGGAGUCUGAGCGCAACAGAAUUCAGAUGCGUGGCCUCCAGCAGCAGUUCUCCAGGAUGGAAGAAACAGUACGAAAUCUACUGAAGAGUCAAGGGCCUCCAGAACAGAAAAAAGAAGAAACUGUUAAUAUAAUGGUCUAUCAGGAAAAACUGUCAGAGGAAGAGCGAAAACACAAGGAAACUUUGGAAGGUCUUCACAUGGUGGUGGAUGAGGAUUCGAGGAGUGAAAGCAGCAGUGCAGAUGAGGGGAAAGAAAACACCAAAUUCCUGUUGGAAAGAUUGAAAGCUCUAGAGGCAGAGAAUUCAGCAUUGGCUUUGGAAAAUGAAAAUCAAAGGGAACAGUAUGAGCGAUGUCUUGACGAGGUAGCCAACCAAGUUGUUCAAGCUCUGCUCACUCAAAAGGAUCUAAGGGAGGAAUGUGUAAAGUUGAAAACAAGAGUGUUUGAUUUGGAACAACAGAAUCGAACGUUAAGCAUCCUGUUCCAACAGCGAAUCAGACCAACUUCUGAUCUGCUCCUCCAGAAACUUCACUCACGCAUCUUAGAUCUUUCAUCCGGAGAUUUGCUUUCAGACAUGGAAAGAAGCCGAAGUCUGACGCAGUCACGGACUGAUGUUGAGAUGCAUGAAUGUCAGCUGAGUGCAAAAUCAGGAGUCUCUGCUUUGAAAUGCCCUGGUUUGGGGGUUGUCAUCCCUGGUCGUCUCUGUUCUCGAAACAGCUGCAGCAGCAGUGAGCUGUCUCUUUCGAGCACGUGCAGCGAGUACUCCAGUGGCUCCUCCUACACAUGGCAUGAUGGGAAGAACCUCAGGAAAAGGAAAUCAUCACAAAACUGGGAUAAAAGGCUAAGUAUUGACUCUUCACUCCCGAGUGGCUUUGCUAGUCCUACAGAUGAACUACCUCCAGCUCGUAUCAAGGAAAGUCACAUUUUGGAAGGACUGAGAAAGCUACAGAAGCGAAAAGUGCUACUUGAACCCCAAUCGGUGAUAACCAAAUGGGGUUAUAAAGAUUGCAUGAACUCCAAUGAAGGGAUAUAUUCUCCAGGAAUUAAGAGCAGCAGCCUCAAGGACUAUACCCCCUGCAAACCAGCUGACAGGAGGAGUCCCUGCAAGGAGUCCCACGAGACAUUUGUUUAUGACACAGAUUCCCACGAUGAUGCCGAUGAGGACUCUUCCUCCUUACCCUUGCUCCAGGCAGCUCCAAGCCGGGGCUGCAGGCUGCACAGUCGUAAAUUAACCCACAGUGUUUCUGACAGCCUAUUUGGCUGGGAGCCGAAUAGAAAACACUUUUCAGAAGGCACAUCCUCAGUUUACCCAAGGGAAAGGCCUGAAAAGCUGGCCAGUUGUGCCAGCAACUGCCCCUUGGAGAGGAAGCUGUGCCCGCAUGCACAGACGCCUCAGGUACGGAGAGAGAGGGAGCCGUGUGACCCUGGUUCUGGCCAUGUGGCUCUCAGUCUCCAGCUUUCAGACACCGAUGACAAUGAAGCCCUCGACGAGUUGCACAUCGGUAGCAGUGACGAGAAAAGCCCUUCAGACUUGUCACUGACUGUCGACACUGACAAGUCCAUGGAGAAUCUGGACAUCCUCAUGGGACUUGGAAAAUCUCAACAUAGGUCUCCUGAAGAGGAGGAAAAACAAGUGCCCAUCCCCUUAGAGAGUCGGCCAAAGACAUUUAGCUUCAUUAAGCAGCAGAGGGUUGUAAAAAGGACUUCUUCAGAAGAAUGCAUUACUGUCAUCUUUGAUGCCGAAGACGGCGAGCCCAUUGAAUUCAGCUCUCACCAGACAGGCGUUGUCACUGUUACCAGAAAUGAGAUUUCCAUCAACCAAGCCCCUACUGGACCCAAGGCAGAACUCACUGAACUUUCACCUCAGGGAAUUGCUCAUUUACAGCCGGGAGCUGCUGCAAGAGACUACACUUUCCUAAAGAGACCUGAGGAGGAAACCAAGAAAAACAUUCCAAAAGGUGACAUAGAUAACAUUGCGGUGGCCCGCAAUGGUUCCUUCAGCCCCAGGACAGUAACACAAAGUCCUCAGCGACAAAGACCGGGCAAACCAACAUUGAAUUUGUCAUGCCAGAGUAGUUCUAGGUCUUCGGUGUCCAUGGGUAUCUAUCAAAAGCAGAGUCUGACAAAAGUCCCUGCCAGGGGCAAGGCUUCACCUCAGAAGUCAAAAAUAAUGGAGCCUGAAGCCUCAGCAAGAGUCCCCUCCUCUGGCCCCGUGUCUCUUGAAAAAUCUCCAGCCUUAGCUCCCGGGAAACUCUCGCGAUUUAAGAAGACUGAGGGCCCAGCACCCCUUUUUGAUUUACAUACGGAUUCACACAUUCCAAAACACCCCAGCCAACUGCCUCAUGGCUCCAAAAUGUCCAGCAGAAAGGACUGGGUCCCGUGCUCCAAGAGUCAGAUUCCAGCGUCACAGUUGCUGCCAAGGUCCCUCACUGAGCCUAGUGAUAAUGGAGAAUCCCUGACGAGGGACAAACACUGUGACUCUGGGCCAGAGGCAGGGGUGAAGUCACCUUCCCCCCCACCCCCUCCAGACAGGUCAGGCUCCCUUCUCGUCAGGCCCAGUUACGACUAUUUGCCACCACCCUCAUCAGCCAAGCCUGAAACCAGGGUCCCCAGUGAAGCAGCAAGGACUAUGUACAAAUCCCCCCCUCUGAAAGGACCCUCUGCUCCUAUUAUUUCUUCUAAUCAGAUCCUGGCAGAAGUGCCGGGGAAGAAACCUUCUGUGGCCUUCAGAAAGCCUAUCUUCACUCACCCUCCACCCUCCACAGAAACAGUGAUUCAAACCAGAUGUUCCACACAUACCCCCUCUAGCUCCUUUGUUGUGAUGGCCCCAGGGCCCCCAAAGGUCUCCCCAAAGAGAGGUGUCCCCAAAACUCCGCCUCACCAAAUGCUUGGGACCACACAAAUGGACACUGGGUUACGGACUCCCAAGAAUUGUCCUUCAGCCCAUGAGCCACUGGAAAUCCUGUCCCCCAAAAGUGUGUCUCCAGGAAGAAAAGGACAGCUGAAUGACUGUGUCCCCACAUCACCUAAGCCUUCCUUCUUAGGGGUGAAUGAGGCACCAUCAUCUCAGGUUAGCAGUCACUCAUCAUCACCGUCUUCCAAAAGCCAUAACACCCCAUAUGGUUGUCCAAACGCUCAUGAGAAAGGCCUGAAAACUCGCCUUCCAGUUGGGCUCAAGGUUCUCAUGAAGUCUCCCCAGUUACUCAGGAAAAGUUCCACGGUGCCAGGGAAACAUGAAAAAGACAGUCUGAAUGAAGCCUCUAAAAGUUCGGUGGCUGGGAACAAGUCUAAGCCCGAGGACGCCGGGAAUCCAGUGAGCCUGGAGACCGUAACAGAUGAAAGAAAUGUGACUCCACUGGGUUUUCAGGCACAAGACAGGCUGCCUGAAGGGAUUCCCCUGGAUACAGCAAUGCCAGAGUCAUUAGAAAACAGCAUCCCUGGGGCUGAUGGAAAAGAUGGGGUAGAAAACAAGUCUGUGAAAAGAUCCCUCUCCUCCAGUAAGCCACACCUAAAACCAGCCCUAGGCAUGAAUGGGGCCAAAGCCCGCAGUCAGAGUUUCAGCACUUACUCAGGAGACAAGCCCCCUACACCCCCCGUGGAAGGGCCCGGCAAAGUUCGAACUCAGAUUAUCACCAACACUGCUGAGAGAGGCAAUUCCCUCACCCGGCAGAGUUCCUCCACGGAAGGCUUGCCCAAGACCCCUUCUGCCCCCAUGUCUGAUGGUCUUCCCGGUGCUGGGAGGCCUCUGGGGCAUCCCUCCUCCAGGCAAGGCUCCCCCAGGAGUACAGGCAGCUCCAGCAGCCAGCAUGGGAGCCCAAACAAGUUGCCUUUGAGAGUCCCUCCCAAAUCCGAAGAGCUCCCCACCCCAUGUGGAAUGGAAGAUGAGCAGGGUUACCCCGAGGGAGGGGACAGUGAGGCUGUCCCUGAGGAAGCAGGCAGCGGCCACCACAGAUAUCCACCUGCCCCCACAGACUGCCCACAAGCCCUGCAGAACCCUGGGAGGACACAGCAUCCGGCCAAUUUUGAACCCAGCAGGACAUCCAAGCUGGAGACUUCUGGAAGGUGUCCAGAUACUUCUACAACCAGGACUGGCGCUGUGAGCCCUGAAGCCCCCCUCUCACCUACAAUUGAAGAAAAGGUCAUGUUGUGCAUUCAGGAAAAUGUGGAAAAGGGCCAAGUGCAAACAAAGUCCCCCUCUGUAGAAGCAAAGCCAAAGCCUGGGCCUUCUUUUGCCAGCUGGUUUGGUUUUCGGAGUAGACUUCCAGCGCUCAGUAGCAGGAAAAUGGAUGUCUCCAAAACCAAAGUGGAAAAAAAAGAUGCAAAAGGUUUGGGGUUUGGAAAUAAACAACUAAAAUUGGAAAAGAAAAAAGAGAAAAAGAAGCCUGAGCUGCAGCGUAAAAUAGAAAAUGAACUUACCAGGAACACCAAGGUGGCGGAGAGUCCAGACAGUAGUUUACGAAGCAAAAAUGAUCUGAAAACACCGCAAGGCAUUUAUGACCAAAUGAAGUUUGAACCAAGAAAUAGACCCAGCCCUGUUACAUGUUCUACUAAAGAUACAUUUAUGACGGAACUUUUGAACAGAGUUGAUAAGAAAGCAGCUCAACAGACAGAAAAUGGAUCAAAUAAUGUUUCCUGCAGGAGUGUGUUAAAGGGCAGCUCCCAGGGCUCCUGUCUCACCAGCAUCUCUGCAAGCACUCAAGGAAACCACAAGAAAAACAUCAAAACCAAGGUCGAUGUGGAAAUACUGAAAGGCUCCCUGAUAAAAGAAGCAAGUGUGAGCCUACAGGAGGAUGAAGAUACAGUUGCAGAUUCCACAUUUCAGAGCCACAUCAUAGAAUCCAACUGCCUGAUGAGGACGCUGGACAGUGGGAUUGGAACCUUCCCACUCCCAGACUCGGGAAAUCGCUCCACAGGGCGGUACCUGUGCCACCCAGACUUCCCAGAGGACACCGAGCCCAUCCUCUCUCUCCAGCCAGCACUCUGUGCCGCUUCUUCCAUCAGAGCUCAGACCCUUGAACGAGAAGUGCCUUCCUCUGCAGACAGCCAGGCCUCUGCAGAUAAUGCCAUUGUUCAUUCCACAUCUGACCCCAUCAUGACCACCAGGGCCAUACGGCCUCUUGAGAGUCGCCUCCCCAAACCAGCUUCCUCAGGAAAAAUCAAUUCCCAAAAGCAGAAUGAAGCAGAGCCAAGGCCUCAGACCUGCUCGUCAUUUGAAUAUGCUGAAAACACCAUUACAAGUGAGCAGCUUCCAGACUGGGGGGGUGAAGGCCCCAUGGCUGAGACCCAGGACAAGGGACCCAGAAUGUGUGCGUACUCUGCCAGUGCUGGCAGUGCUAGUGACAGUGACCUGGACUAUGGAGAUAAUGGUUUUGGAGCUGGAAGGGGCAAAUUAGUGAAAGCAAUGAAGAGCGCCACCCAAGGUAACUUGCGGGAGCACCGGGUCUUCCGGGGCAACUCUCUCUCCCGGAAGCCGCUGAUUGCGCCUUUCGCUGUACUCUGCCUCCGCCCCUACCCUUGA
Enhydra lutris kenyoni (northern sea otter) is the source of this 5802-nucleotide messenger RNA. Its product is annotated as NCK associated protein 5. NCBI's taxonomy places the organism in Eukaryota, Metazoa, Chordata, Mammalia, Carnivora, Mustelidae. Gene Ontology annotation, biological process: microtubule bundle formation; microtubule depolymerization. The coding region runs from base 1 to 5802 and encodes 1933 amino acids. Gene Ontology annotation, cellular component: microtubule plus-end. The transcript has 17 exons. The record is from RefSeq and is a predicted model, not a curated record.